This is a messenger RNA of Daucus carota subsp. sativus, 629 nucleotides long. RefSeq lists its product as uncharacterized. The transcript has a single exon. The record is from RefSeq and is a predicted model, not a curated record. Lineage: Eukaryota; Viridiplantae; Streptophyta; Magnoliopsida; Apiales; Apiaceae. The coding region runs from base 1 to 534 and encodes 177 amino acids. Gene Ontology annotation, molecular function: acyltransferase activity, transferring groups other than amino-acyl groups.
AUGACAGCAGAAAACGAUGACAAUUCAGAUAUAACUCUCCGCUUGAUGGAUCUUGGUGACAUAGAUGAUUUCAUGGUGUGGGCUACAGAUGAUAAGGUGAGCCAGUUCUGCACAUGGAAAACAUGCACCUCUAAGGAAGAGGCAAUGACUUAUAUGAUCAACUCUGUCAUUCCUCAUCCGUGGAUGAGAGCGAUAUGUCUUAAGAACCGCGCCAUAGGUUACAUUAUGCUGACAGCAUUUGAAGGAAAUGAUGCAUGCAGAUGUGAAGUUGGAUAUGUGCUAGCUUCAAAGUACUGGGGAAAAGGGAUCGCCACAAGGGCACUGAAAAUGGUAGCUUCAACUGUUUUUUGCGAGUGGACACAUUUGGAGAGGCUUGAUGCUUGGGUUGAUCAAGAUAAUUUGGGAUCACAGAGAGUGCUGGUGAAAGCUGGAUUUCAGAAGGAAGGUGUUCUCAGAAAGUAUAUGCUGAUCAAGGGAAAGCCGAGAGAUAUGGUUGUUUUUAGUCUCCUGUCCACUGAUCCACACGUUAACUAAAAUGCAAACUCUAAUCUUGAUCUCUGUUUAUUUUUAUUCAUGUUGACUGUUGAGAUGUAAUUUUUGAGUUAUAAAUUGCAGUUCUUUGUGAUCCA